AUGAGGGAUGAGGGCGCGGCGAAAGCGGGCACUGCUGCUGCAGCUGCUGCUGCCGUUGCAGCAGCUGCUGCAGCUGCUGCUGCAGCUGCUGCAGCAGCUGCGAGGUGUACGUACACCCCGCAGGCACUGGCCAGCAGCAAACCUAAGCAGCAGCAGCAGCAGCAGCUGCUGCUGCUGCAGCAGCCGCAGCAGCUGCAGCAGCAGAUGCAGCAGCAGCUGCAGCAAAACGCGAAACUAGGGGCAUAG
Eimeria necatrix is the source of this 246-nucleotide messenger RNA. RefSeq lists its product as hypothetical. The transcript is spliced from 2 exons. Bases 1 to 246 code for a protein of 81 amino acids. NCBI's taxonomy places the organism in Eukaryota, Apicomplexa, Conoidasida, Eucoccidiorida, Eimeriidae. The record is from RefSeq and is a predicted model, not a curated record.